AUGAAAGACUCAAAAAUACUACCGCUUCGCGGCCUCAAUCUUAAUUCAAAACCGCUCAACCACAGGGCAAUAGCAUGGUCCUGCGAUGCAGAACUGGCAGUCGCAGCUGAUGACUCACUGGUUGUUUUCCUGCCAGAGUUCCCUAUCCUGGACCCAAAUGACGGGGACGAGGCCGAAGAUGAGGACGAGUCCAUGGGCGAAGAUGACGCCCAAGACUUGCAGGUGCAGGACGGAUAUCUCUCAUCACGUCUCCCAAAGCAGUAUGGCGAAGGAGAAGACGACGACGAGGAUCGGCUCGAGGACGACUCAGAGGACGACGACAUCGAGGCUGCCGCCGCUGGCCAGAUGAACGGCCCUGACAAGCCAGACAUGGGCGCCGGGGACGACACGCACCAGGCAGCGACGCGCGCCAACAUUGACCCGCUCGACACGUCCGACCCGCGGCGCCAGUUCUUCGACGGCAUGCGGCACUUCCCCGUGUCGUGGCCAUACCUGAGCGCCGACCUCAACGCGCACGUGUGGGAGGCCGCAGGCAAGCAGAUGCCGCUCCUGCACACCAAUGUGCGCGACCACCUCGAUCGCGACGUCACGCACAUCCUGGAGGCCAUGCCCAAGGACGCCGAGCAGGAGGCCGAGUACAUGGAGAGCGGCGCCGUCGUCCCCUUCCACGAGGUCAACCACCACCCGGGAGCCGGCGUCGGCCUGAUCGGCUCCACCGGCACCAGCAUGAACCACGUCGUCGCGAUCGAGUGGUCACCCAGCGGGCUGGGCCGCAACCGGCGCCCCGUGCUGGCCGUGCUGACUGGGUGUGGCGGCCUGUCUGUCUACGGCGAAGGCUGUGCGCUGCCCUUUGGUAGCACGGUUCGGCCCUUGAGGAGCGUGGCUGCCAAGGGCAAGGGGGCAGCUAGGGACCUGGCCAGCUGGGUAGUGCUGUGGGCCGUGGGCGAGAAUUUCGUCGUUCCUGGACAAGAGGAUUACGGUUACGGCGAAUUCAUCAAGGCCUUCUCCUGGAGCCAGGAGGUUGGGCCAGGAAAAGCCUUGCUUGGCUAUAUGAAUGACCUGAGAGAGAUUGUGGUACUGUCUGUUGGGACUGAAUACCGGACAACCAAGGAAGAUGGUCUGGAGGAGGCGGUCUGGAAUGUCCAUGAGAUCAGCAGGUUCGAAGUCGAGGUGCCCCAUCGACAGCAGGAUGUCAACGAUCCAGACUAUGUCCCUGGAGCAUCUAGCUACUGUAUACGUUGGAGCCCAUGGCUUCGAGCGAAAGACACAUGGACGUGUGUGUUAUCAUACAUGGAAAGGAACUACGUUGGGUUUCGGAGGAUCACCCUCAACGCCCCAAGUUGGAAGCCCAGCGAGCAGCCGAAAAUUACCGUCGAUCCCAGCGAUUUGGAUGGCCGCUGCGUUCACCUGGGCCCGGAUGCCUUCCUGGAAUUUGAGAACAUGGUGUGGGAUGUUUCCAGCACGAAACUCUGCCGUGGCUAUAUCGCCACACCACUCAUCGCCCAGCCCUUCGAGGUCGACAUUACGCGCAGCAACCCGAACAGGCCAAAGUCCGAACACUCCACCGACCAAUGCGAUACCUCGCUUCCGAGCCACGAGCUGAUUACAAAUCCCAUCACCGGCCUGGUUGUCCAUCCUCCAGGUCUCCAGACCGUCAGCCCUUCGUUAGUGCCUUCCUACACCGCCGUUCGUCUCUCUGCGACAGCUACAAACCCCGCCUGGUGGGAGUCGAAUUUGAACAAGCCUGGUGACCAAACCGGUGAGCCACAAUGGGUGGCAGAGAUCCAGCAGAAGAUCUGCUCUAAACUUCCUCAGGGGUUAGCGGGCCGAGUGGGCAUCUUCGGCGACGAUGGGGAGGACGGGGAGGACGGAAUCGAGCCCGACGACGGCGCGGAAGCCGCAAACGCAGGACCCGACGGCGAUGAUGACGUCGGGUCGGAGGAGUCCUCGGACGAUGAAAUGGACGAGGGCGACGGGUACGUGGGUCCGGACGUCCACCCGCACCGAAUGCGCAUCUGGGGCCUCACCAUCUCGCCAGGUGGCGGUUCGACGGCGGUGCUCGCCACCACGCAGCUGACACAGAAGCCCGAGCGUGGCGGCUGGCACAGUCACCGCAGCCGCGUCAUGUUCGCGUACACGGAGGGCGGCGCCCGGCGGAUGGGACAGCAGCCGCCGCCGCCGCCGCCACAGCAGCAGCAGCAGCAGCAGAGGCCACUGCGGCCCGAGGACUUCCUGGACCCCAGCCUCGGCGGGACGCUGGGAACGGAAGACAGCCCCCAAAACGUGGACAACCUCACCACCGAGGCCAGGCUGUGGGAGUGGAUGUACGGCGGCGGGCCUGGCGUGCCCGGGAUCACGCACUAUGCAUACCCCCCGGAGGCGGGUGACGGCACGAUCAGCCCCGGAAGGGCAGCACAAGAGGCCAUGGACGCGCUCGCGCAGGCGCGGCGCGACCGGGUCAGGGACAUCUUCCGGCCGUUCGUGGAGGGGCAGACGUGCGAGAUCUGCGAUGACGGCAGGACCAGGUUCGGGCCCAUCCCCGGCGCCCGAGACCAGUCGCACGACGGGGCCAUGGGCGGCGAGGGCGCGAUCGGUCGCCAGCUCGACUGCAUCUGCGAGAACGGGCACCGGGUCGCCGUGUGUGGCGCCUCCGGGCUCGCGAUCGGGGAGCCGGGGAUAUCACGGUGCUGCGGGGUGUGUCGGUCACGGUGCAUCAACAUUGACGUCCUGGUCAAUAAGGUGCUUCUCCCGGCGGGCAAGGCGGACGAGGCUGAGGUUGUGAGGAGGGAUAUCACGGGCGACGUCUGUGUCCGGUGUGGGGGGAAGUACCUUGACUAG
Molecule: messenger RNA, 2838 nt
Organism: Diaporthe batatas
Lineage: Eukaryota; Fungi; Ascomycota; Sordariomycetes; Diaporthales; Diaporthaceae
Exons: 3
Coding region: 1-2838 (945 amino acids)
Source: RefSeq, a predicted model, not a curated record